CCAUCCACGACCCGAAUCAAAUUAGUCCCAUAACCAAACAGCCCAAACUCCGGUGCCCGCCGCGGAAGGAGAGGUAGACAAAAACGGUCAUCUGCACCGCCGUGUGGACAGCGAGGAACAAACAGUUGGUGUGUCUGGACUUUGGAUCUACUCUCUCAACUGCCAUCAUGGCCCUACAAGCCUUCUAUAACUAAGGAUGUAAGUAAAAUGUCUUAUGAUGCCUAUAUCCGCAAUAUAUAUAUAUGUGUGUGUGUGUGUGUGUUCAUGAAUGGGCAUGAAUUCACAUUUAUCUGCAUCUUUAAUGCCUAAUCCUCGGGGGGUCUGAACUGAUUAUGUGAAAGCUCCAUAGUCUUAAGAGACUCGAACUAAACCAAUUAAGGCAGUCUCCACAUUAUGUGUAUGCUCAUAACUAUGUUCCACACACACACACAUCUAUAAAUCAAUUUGUAUGUAUAUAUGCAUACACCUGUUCUUGUUGAUGUUUUUUUUAAUCUUUUGGCAUAGAGAUACCUUGACGCAUAACUCAAAUCUGAUUUCACAUCAUUUGCUUUUCCUCAAUAAUGAUUGUCGGAUCAUUCAUCUUUUGUUUUCUCCCAUUUGAAUACACACACACACACACACUCUUUUUCUCUAGAAUGAUGCCUUUAGUUUCUUCCUAGAAGCAUUGAAAGAGUGAGUGCAAAAUAGCACAUGUUGUAGGAAAUAGUGGCCUUGGGACGAAGGCUUUGCAUUAAAACAAGUUAAAGCUGAAAUAAAGAUGAUUGGGGAUUGAAAAGAAGAUAUCUUGUUUUUUUUCUUGUGGGAAAAAACUAGUAGAAAGGCAUAAAUCUAAGAAUUGAAUGGAACAAUAUUUUUCCCAUUUAGCAUUUCAUUAUACAUGCAUAUACUUACUUUUAUAUCUUGUAUAAUUGCUCUUAUCAAAAUUAUAUUUAUAUUUCUACGUACGUGGGAGAUUAAUCUUAUUGAAGAUUCCUAGGUCAAGGUGAAUAAGAAUAGUGGUGUAUAUUUCUCUUCUUUUCAUGUAGUGGGCAUGCUAUGGAAGUGUAAUACUAAAGACUCGUUGCAUCACUAUAUGCUAUAAUCUCAUGAAGCAUCCAUUAUUAGAAUACUUUUGUUUUUGUGGUUUUAAUAUUAUUUUAGUCUUUAGAUUAUGCACCGCUGAUUAGAUAGCACAUCGAUGUGCCUCGUUUUACCAAAAGAUUCAUUGGGGGCGGCAUGUAAUCAGGUAUUAGUGCGGCCGUAGAACGAGGUCGGGUCUGACUGUACCGAUUAUCUGUUUGACGAGUUCAAAUUCGGGUUUAUGGGUACCAACUGAAUAAGAUGUAAGUAUCUGAAUCGGCAUAAGUUGCCUCCUCUUCCCUUCGCAGCUUCGCCCUUUUCCUGUGGUCUCGUCUUCCCUUUUCUCACAUCACACCUCAUUGGAUUUGAGGUCAGAUUUUGAGUUUUAAAACCCAAAAAAUCGAAUUCGGGAUUGAGUAUUUUAAAAUCUCGGAUACCCGUCCUGACCUGUGUUUGCCAUGAAUCUAAAUUUUCACACCAAAAAAAUAGUGUGUGUGUUGCACAUGUUUGUUUAUUUUCCAUUUUCUCAAUUUUGUUGCUCACAUGUGACCAGCUUGCCUGACUGUGAACUGGACUUGGAAAACUGUUGUCUGAAAAAAAAAAAGUGUUUGGGAACAUGGGUUAGCCAUAGGUUUAAGUGUUGAAAAAGGGGAGUACAUUAUAAACCAAGAUAUUGUACCAAAUGUUCUUUUAUGAGGUUAUAUAUAUAUAUAUAAAAUCAAGAUUUGUAUCUUUAAUACUAUAAUCAGUGUGUAAACUUUGCAUAAAAGAGAGAGACCCACUCAGCAGCAGUACCACCACCGUUGCAUGUUUUGUCAAGUUUGAGAGGGAAUAGGGGCAAAGCUGAGUUGCCUUUGGGUUUUGGUACUGCUGCAACCCUUCUUUGUCAUCACAUGCAUUCCACUUUGCACUACAAAAUUAAAUUUGGACCCUCAAACCCCCCCCAAAAGAAAUUUUGCCUUUCCUACAAGAAAAGCAUACUUCCUCCUCCUCCAUAUACACUUCAACUCACACCUUACCUCUCUCUCUCUCCCACCACUUCCUCAGCUAAGCCCUUCAUCUAUGCAUUCUUUGCUCUUUAACUUCUCACAAAUCGGUUUAGAAUCAAAUCUAGUGAAGCCAAGGCUCUUGAAUUUUUCACUUUAGUGUCCCCCCGUCUUCUCCGUACCUUACUUUGCCCUUCUUGUCACAAAGUCUUAGAGCUAUAUAUAUACACACACAUAUAUUUUGAUUAGUAUGAGAUCAGGAGGAUGUACGGUGCAGCAAGCCCUAACGGCAGAGGCGGAAAGCGUGGUGAAACAAGCCAUGGCCUUGGCACGGUGCCGAGGUCAUGCUCAGGUCACUCCUCUACAUGUUGCUAACACCAUGCUAUCUUCCUCCACCGGCCUUCUUAGAACGGCUUGUCUCCAGCCACACACCCACCCGCUUCAGUCCAGAGCUCUCCAGCUCUGCUUCAACGUCGCUCUCAACCGUCUCCCGACAUCACCCUCGGCAAGCCCCAUGCUGGGGGCUCCGAUAUCAUCGUCCUACCCUUCCAUAUCUAACGCUUUGGUCGCUGUUUUUAAGCGUGCUCAGGCUCACCAACGGCGUGGAUCCAUCGAGAGCCAGCAGCAGCAGCCGAUCUUGGCCGUUAAGAUCGAAUUGGAACAGCUGAUAAUUUCCAUUCUUGACGAUCCUAGUGUCAGUAGAGUGAUGAGAGAGGCUGGUUUCUCGAGUACCCAUGUGAAAAGCAAGGUCGAGCAAGCUGUUUCUUUGGAGACAACCUCUUCAGUUAAACCUAAAGAAGGAACCGACAACAACGCUGUCCCUCUCUCUCAGGCCGGAGCUAACAAGUUAUCAACGCCGAUCCGGAAUGAAGAUGUCAUGUACGUCGUAGAAAACCUGGUGGACAAAAGGAGGAGGAACUUUGUGAUCGUGGGUGAGUGUCUGACAACAAUUGAUAGAGUUGUGAGAGCACUGGUGGAGAAAAUAGACAGAAGGGACGUCCCCGAAGUGUUGAAAGGCGUAAAGUUUAUAACUUUAUCCUUCUCCUCGUCCGGACAACCUAGUAGGGCAGAGGUCGAACAGAAGCUAGAAGAGCUUGAAAUGCUCGUGAGAAGCUACGGGGGGAAAGGGUUGAUUCUAAAUCUUGGUGAUCUUAAUUGGAUAGUGGAAUAUAGAGCGAGAAGUUCGAGUUAUCGACUGGGAAGAGGUUACGAUCAUUGUCCGGCGGAGCAUAUGAUAAUGGAGAUUGGAAAACUGGGUCGUGGAUUAAUGAUGGGAGAUAAUAAUAAUAAUAAUGGAAGGUUUCGGAUUAUGGGAAUGGCGACUACUGAGACAUACGUGCGAUGCAAGUUAGGUCAUCCUUCGCUCGAGUCACUUUGGAGCCUCACGACGAUCACUAUUCCAGCCAGUAGCCUCCGCUUGAGUCUUGUCUCUCACAGUGAGGUGGAAAACGAAAGUGUAAGGAUCAAGACAACAGAGAGAGAAGACGAAAGGUUACAAUGCAGCGGCGGUGGUGAUGCGAGGACGGCUCCUCUACUACCGGCGUGGCUUCAACAGUACAAGAACGAGACUGAACAAUCUCAUCACCACGACCACGACACUGAUCCUGAUUCUAUAAAAGAACUUCGCGUGAAAUGGAACUCAGUCUGCAAAUCAAUCCACAAGAAAUCUGGAAACUCCCUUACGCUGUCUUCUGUUUCUCGUUCUUCUUCCUUCUCUCACGAGUUGACGAAUCUGCAUCGAAGCAACAGCGACUGGUUGUCGAUCGAAUCUAACAGGUAUUGUCAAGUCCCUACAGAACCCAACUUUAGAGUCCUUAUCCCAGAAUCUGACAACGAUCACGUAAAAGGGGAGCUUUUUCCUACAAACCCUAAUUCCGCAGUGAACUCUGCGGGUUCAUCAAGUGAUGCAAUGGAGAUGGAAUAUGUCUCCAAGUUGAAGGAAGUGAAUUCUGAGAAUGUAAGAGUUCUUUGUGAUGCCUUGGAGAAGAAGGUACCAUGGCAGAAGGAUAUAGUCCCUGAGAUAGCGAGAACGGUCUUGAAAUGCAGGUCAGGAUCGACUAAUAGGAAGCAACUUAGCGACAAAAAUGAUGAUGUCAAGGAAGAAACAUGGUUGAUUUUCGAAGGAGGUGACGUCAAAGCCAAAGAAAAGAUCGCUAGAGAGCUGGCGAAACUCGUCUUCGGGUCACAGAACCGAUUUGUUUCCAUUUGCUUGAGCAGUUUGUCAUCAACAAGAGCUGAUUCAACAAAAGCAUAUCUAAGGAACAAGAGAACGAGGGAUGAACGGAGUUGGAGCCACAUCGAGACACUCUCGGAAGCUGUAUCGAAUGAUCCGCACAGAGUGUUCUUUCUCGAAGAUAUCGAUCAAACUGAUCACUUUUCUCAAAUGGGUUUCAAAAGGGCCAUUGAAAGAGGACGCGUUCAGAAUGCAAGUGGAGAGGAAGCUUCACUCGGAGAUUCGGUUGUGAUCCUGAGCUGUGAAAGCUUCAGAUCGAGAACAAGAACGAGUUCGCCUCGGAAAUCAGACGGUUCAGAUCAUUCCGAGGAUAAAAACGUGACGACAGCGAGUCCUUGUGUGUCAUUUGAUCUGAAUCUUUCUCUUGAAGAUGACGUUUCUAAAGAACAACCCAUCGACGAUAUUGGAUUACUUGAAGCUGUGGACGGGAUGUUUCAUUUCAGAAAUCAUCAUCAUCAUCAUAAUGAUCAUCAUGGUGAUGCAUGAACAUGAAGAAGAAAAUGAUUGAUCCCAUGAACCAUCAUAACGCUUCUUGACUGAGGGGUGUAAAAUUCUCAUAUGUAUAUGAUGAAAUAUAUCAGCUUCAUUAAAUUCCAUGUUGAAUCAUAUGUCUUGCAUGAA
Molecule: messenger RNA, 4899 nt
Organism: Tarenaya hassleriana
Lineage: Eukaryota; Viridiplantae; Streptophyta; Magnoliopsida; Brassicales; Cleomaceae
Product: protein SMAX1-LIKE 3-like
Exons: 4
Coding region: 2296-4764 (822 amino acids)
Source: RefSeq, a predicted model, not a curated record